Molecule: messenger RNA, 3000 nt
Organism: Equus caballus (horse)
Lineage: Eukaryota; Metazoa; Chordata; Mammalia; Perissodactyla; Equidae
Gene: RHBDL1
Product: rhomboid like 1
Cellular component (GO): membrane
Molecular function (GO): serine-type endopeptidase activity
Source: RefSeq, a predicted model, not a curated record
GAUCCACUUAGGGCCCAGCUGCAGCCUGGGAGCCUCCGCAGCCACUGAGGUCUGUGCUGGUGGAGAGUGCGCGCCUGCAGGGGGCUGGGUAUGCCCUGUGGCAGUGCCCACUCCCCAGACCUCAGCAUCCUGUCAGCCUGGCCGGGCUGCACUGAGGAUCUGGAUUGAGGAGGGACUCGAGUGUGCCGGGGUCCAGAGUGUCCUGCUUCUGGCAUGCAGGGUGGCCCUGGCCUGGGGGAGCCACCCUCUUCUCCCUCCUCUUUCCUCCAGAGGCUUCUGUCCCUCCCACCAGACAGGGGACAGAGAACCCUUCUUGGGCUGAGAAGGGGACCUGGCUUGGUUUUGGGUUUCAGCACCUGCUGUCCGAGGAGCUUUCUGGCCAUGUUUUCUGAGGCCUGGAGCGGACACGGCCUAUGGCAUGGCUGGGUGGAGGACCUCAGCCACCCAGAUAAGUUCCCCUUAUCCUAACUGCCAUCAGAGUCGUUCUAUGCAAGGCAGGCCCUCCAGACCAGGGCCCCUCCUGGUGCCUGGAUGUGCUGGUCGUAGGAGGUGGGGGGAGCUGCCUGCCCCCCAGGGAUGCUUCGGCCUGACCCAGAGGGUCCGGGGUUGGACCCUGAAGUUGUCCCUCUGCCAUACCUGCCGGCCUCACGGUCCACGGGGUGGGUCUCACCUGGUUCAGGGCAGGGCAGGAUGCUGUUUCCAGCUGGUGAAUUCUCCUGAGGCUCAGCUGCCGGGAGCGAUGGCUCCAUGGCGUGAGGGUUCUGAGCAGCCCUUGGAGGGGGUUGCUAUGGCUACACAUCCCCAUAGUCUGUGUCACUUCAGUAGUUGGAGGAGUCACCUGCCCUCCCCAGGAAAUGAGGCCCAUCCCUAUCCCACCUGCAGCCUUGUCCGUUGGGGCUUGUCCCCUAAUGGCCAUGACUCUGCCUGGGCCACUGAGUGGUCUCCUGGGGUCAGGCAUUGUGGCUGCAAGAGUGGUCAGGGGCCUCCAGCCCAAGGUGUGUGCCGUGGUUGGUCUCUGAGCAGGAGCAGCUGCAGGGAGCUGUCUCCCCUGCUCCUGGCUGCCCCGUUGGCCUUAACGCCCACCUGGUGGGGAGGUGGUGACUUCUGGCUGCCCAACUGCAAGGGAAUGAGUGUGUCUGGCAACAGGUGACUUAAGGGAGCUCUGGCCUGGGGAGUCACAGGCAAUGUGGUGGUCCUGGAAGAAGUGACCUCGCUGCUGAGGCCCCAGCCCCCCGCAAAGGGGCACGUGCGGCAGGGGCUUGGGUGCCACCCAGUGACUUAGUUUCCCAGCUGCUGUCCCGGCGGAAGGCGCAGCUGCACGCAGCCGAGACCCGGGAGCUCUCCUGGCGCAGUGCUCAGCCGGGCAGGGGGACUGGGGUGCCGGCCAGGGCUGCUCCUGCCAGGAGCGCGUCCGCGUGCAGGGCGUGCGCGUGUUCCGGCCGCGAGUGGCGGGGCUGGCGGCGGCGGCGUGUGCAGCGGGGGCGGGCAGCUCCGUGACGUGGCUCAGAGGGAGCAGAGCGGGCGGAGCGGGCGGGCCGGGGCGGAGCGGAGUCGUCCGCAGAGCAGCCCCUCCCGGCCGCGGCCGCCGACCCCGGCCCCGGCCCGGCCCGGCUCUAUGGACAGGAGCUCGCUGCUGCAGCUUAUCCAGGAGCAGCAGCUGGAUCCUGAGAACACAGGCUUCAUCGGAGCUGACACCUUCACUGGCCUGGUGCACAGCCAUGAGCUGCCCCUGGACCCGGCCAAGCUGGACAUGCUGGUGGCCCUGGCCCAGAGCAACGAGCAGGGCCAGGUCUGCUACCAGGAGCUGGUGGACCUGGUCAGUGCCACGAUCAGCAGCAAGCGCUCAAGCAGCUUCAAGCGAGCCAUCGCCAACGGGCAGCGGGCACUGCCCCGGGACGGGCUGCUGGACGAGCCAGGCCUGGGUGUCUACAAGCGGUUUGUGCGCUACGUGGCCUACGAGAUCCUGCCCCGAGAGGUGGACCGCCACUGGUACUUUUACCGGCACCGCAGCUGCCCGCCCCCUGUGUUUAUGGCCUCGGUCACCUUGGCCCAGAUCGUUGUGUUCCUGUGCUACGGGGCCCGCCUCAACAAGUGGGUGCUGCAGACCUACCACCCUGAGUACAUGAGGAGCCCCCUCGUGUACCACCCCAGCCACCGUGCCCGGGCCUGGCGUUUCCUCACCUACAUGUUUAUGCACGUCGGGCUGGAGCAGCUGGGGUUCAACGCACUCCUGCAGCUGAUGAUCGGGGUGCCCCUGGAGAUGGUGCAUGGCCUGCUCCGCAUCAGCCUGCUCUACCUGGCCGGCGUGCUGGCAGGUGAGGCAGAACUGGGCUGGGAUGAGGUGUCCCUACAAGCUGCUGAGGAUGGUGCUGGCCCUGGUGUGCAUGAGCUCCGAGGUGGGCCGGGCUGUGUGGCUGCGCUUCUCCCCACCACUGCCUGCCUCGGGGCCGCAGCCCAGCUUCAUGGCGCACCUGGCAGGCGCUGUGGUGGGAGUGAGCAUGGGCCUGACCAUCCUGCGCAGCUACGAGGAGCGCCUGAGGGACCAGUGUGGCUGGUGGGUGGUGCUGCUCGCCUACGGCACCUUCCUGCUCUUCGCCAUCUUCUGGAACAUCUUCGCCUACGACCUGCUGGGGGCCCACAUCCCCCCACCGCCCUGAGGGGCUCCCGGAGCCACACAGGCUGGGGCAGAGGCAUGUACGGCCGGCCACCAGGCGGGCCUGCAUGUGCACCCUCCUUGAAUGUACAUCUGGAGGCUGCUGCUUCUCCCCUGUGGGGGCGGGUGGUCCCUGUGGUCCACUGAGUCUAGGCAGAGCCUUACACCAGCCCUGGCGCCCCUUCCUGGCCUUGGGGGGCAGGAUGGCUGGGCUGGGCCUGGUGGUGGAGGUCCCCAAAGGUGGCCCCAGAGGAGACCCUGCCCCGGGAUUCCCGCUAGGACUUGCAGUCUGAGCCUUUUUGGAGAAUGAAUAAAUAUUUUACACAGCACCAGGUGGCUGCACCAGG